Molecule: messenger RNA, 1503 nt
Organism: Diabrotica balteata
Lineage: Eukaryota; Metazoa; Arthropoda; Insecta; Coleoptera; Chrysomelidae
Source: the annotation of a GenBank genome assembly
GCUGGACACAACGAGAAAAAACUCCUCCAUAAGCUACUAGAUCACUACAACGUAUUAGAACGUCCUGUUGCCAAUGAAUCUGAUCCUCUUCAAUUAAGCUUCGGAUUAACUUUAAUGCAGAUCAUAGACGUGGAUGAAAAAAAUCAACUGCUAAUUACUAACAUCUGGUUAAAAUUGGAAUGGAACGACAUGAACUUGAGAUGGAAUUCUUCAGAAUUCGGUGGGGUGAAAGAUCUCCGUAUUCCACCCCACCGCCUCUGGAAACCCGAUGUUCUCAUGUAUAACAGUGCCGACGAGGGCUUCGAUGGAACUUACCCUACAAAUGUGGUUGUGCGUAACAAUGGCAGUUGUUUGUACGUUCCACCCGGUAUAUUUAAAAGCACAUGCAAAAUUGAUAUAACUUGGUUUCCGUUUGACGAUCAGCGCUGCGAGAUGAAGUUUGGAAGCUGGACGUACGAUGGAUUACAGCUGGACCUUCAAUUGCAAGAUGACGAUGGGGGUGAUUUGAGUAGUUUUAUUACGAAUGGCGAGUGGGAUUUGCUGGGGGUACCAGGAAAAAGAAACGAAAUCUACUACAAAUGUUGCCCCGAGCCAUAUAUCGACAUAACAUUCUUUAUUCUAAUCCGAAGGCGCACACUUUACUACUUCUUCAACCUUAUAGUACCUUGCGUUUUAAUAGCAUCCAUGGCAGUUCUUGGUUUUACUUUGCCUCCGGAUUCGGGAGAAAAGCUCUCACUCGGAGUCACUAUUCUACUCUCUCUUACAGUAUUUUUGAACAUGGUGGCUGAAACUAUGCCUGCUACGUCGGAUGCCGUACCACUGCUUGGAACAUAUUUUAAUUGCAUUAUGUUUAUGGUAGCAUCAUCUGUCGUUUCUACCAUUCUUAUUCUCAACUACCAUCACCGAAACGCUGAUACCCAUGAGAUGUCACAGUGGGUAAUGGUAUUUUUAUGUUGGCUUCCGUGGAUAUUGCGUAUGCAGAGGCCAGCUGACAAAAACAACUACGUCUCAUCGCCGAACCGUUCAGCACCUCCUGAACGGAAACCCAUUCAUUUUCCGGAAGUCGAAUUAAAGGAACGCUCAUCGAAAAGUCUAUUAGCCAAUGUUUUAGAUAUAGAUGAUGAUUUUAGGCAUAAUUACAGAGGAGGGGGCACUCCCACACCACUUCAACCUACGACAUUUUUCAGAACUGUUUACAGACAAAACGAGGAAGGUGGAAAUGGAACAAACGGGGCAAGUGUUGGCGGUGGGCCGCGUCUUCAUGAAACCAUCGUAGCGAAUCACUCCUGUAUCAGUGCUGACUACGAGCUAGCCAUGAUUCUGAAGGAGAUCCGCUUCAUAACCGAUCAGUUGCGAAAAGAAGACGAAGCAGCAAACAUCACAAAAGACUGGAAAUUCGCGGCAAUGGUGGUUGACAGAUUGUGCCUUAUUAUAUUCACUCUGUUCACUAUCAUCGCCACGUUAGCGGUGCUCUUCUCGGCACCCCAUAUCAUUGUAUCGUAG